GGCAGCAGCCCACACACCCCAUGUACAAGCACUCUUCUUUUACUUUAUUCCUCCUGGAGGUCCCUGUAGUGAUCUUCCACUACAGCCACAGCAAACAUGAAAAGAACAAAUGCCUUCUGGAUCUUGAUGCUUCUUCUCCUGGUGCUCCUGGGUGUGGCAGAGACUACAGACCCUUUGUCAGAUUUGGAAAAUACUGCUGGGAAGCUGGUUUUCUAUCAGACAGAGGGAAAUGCCACCUAUGUGAGAGACAUGGGAGAUCUGGCAUCAGAUGUUCCCACAGAGACCAUGUUUGAACUCUUUGAUCCACAGAGGAAUUUCAGCACAUCUGAAUUCACCUAUACGUGGGAUUUAGGCAACGGAGAAGUGAUCCAGGGGACAGAGCCGGUUGUCCGUUACCAUUACCCAGAAUCAGGGAACUACACACUGCGGCUAAAAGUGGUCAAUAUGACCAAAUACGCUCCCGCGAUCACUGGGGUCUACUCCACAGAAGUUCAAGUGCUCGAUGCCAUCAAAAACAUCGAGCUGAAGAGCCCUUCAGAUUACGAGAUGUCUCAGGACUCCAGUUUGGCUGUUCAUGUCGAUGGAAGUCCUCCGAUGUGGGUGUGCUGGCGCUUCCUGCCCUACUGUGUGCCGGACCUGGGGGGCUGCACACUGACCAUGCUGUAUGAAAACACCCUGAGGCUGAACCACACCUUCACCUCGGCCGGCGUCCACUGCCUGGAUAUUAGUGUCCGCAAUGAAAUCAGCAAACUGCAGACCUCCUUCAGUCUCUAUGUCAAGAGAAACAACAACCCUCACCUCUUCUUCAUGCUGUCAUGUGCUGCUGUUCUCAUCGCCACUUUCUCCUUCAUUGCAGUCAUCGCCUGCCGCAAGAGAACACAGAUUCCUGCGUCCAGUCACGCUGUAUACCUGAAGAAUCCAGAGUCAGACGACCGGAGCGCGAUUCUCUUUAAAUUCUCCAAGAUGGAGAGAGGAGAGAAAGAGCCGCUGCUCCUGCAGUAUGGGACUCAACGCUUCUCCUAACCACCACAGAUCCAGAGGCUGCUACAUGCACAUAUAUAUACAUUUGGUAGCAGGAAAUGCACAACUAUGUCUUUAUAGAAGCAAUAAUCACUUUCCUCUUGACACAUAUCAACAUGUUAUAGAUUUAUACCUCUGUGGAUCAGUACACAACACAUUGUCUAAUCUGUGUUUCAGCAAGACAAAUACUGUCUGUGUUGUCCUUAUAAGAUAUGUUGAUCAAUUAAUGAGGCACUGAGCUUGAAGGUUGACAUUCACUAGAACUCAUAAUAAUUUAAUAGCUCAACUAUAGGUUGUUGUGGAAAAUCUGCUGAUCAAUGGUCAUUGUCAGUGAAGAAAGCGUUCAGGAGCCCUUUGACGUCUUAUGCUGAAAUAUUUAUUGAAGCUUGGCCAAGGAGAAAAUCAGAAUUCAUCCAUACAACAUCUGUGCAUGAUGCUAUCUCAUAUUCUGAAGUCUGCUUUCCUCUAGUCCCACUUUAAACCCGAACAGAUCCUUUAAUAUAUGGGUGUGCUCGUUCCUCAACAAUCAAAUGUAUUUUCUAGUUAUGGAGACAGUAGUGCUGCUUACGCAGUCUCAUAUCUGUGAUGUAUAGGGAGUGAAGGCUUUGACCUUCGCCAAGCUCUCGCACUUCCCAAAAACAACAGACAUGGUCAUGUUUAAACAAUGAGUGUUAAUUUAAGCAUCCUGUCAAUGCACUAGACUAUUCUCUUUUAUCAUGUUUCCUUUCAUAUAGAUGUAUACAUUUGUCUUUGCUUUGCUUUCAAAUGAAGAAUAAAACAUAUUUCCUUUGUAGCAACGCUCAGUUUUGAUCUUUGACAAGUGGAAACCAGAGGCUGCACAUUUGAAGAGGGCCAACUCAUCAGUGUAACAAAUGUGCAGAACACACUCACACACACUAGCCGCAGCUAUCACUGCUACAAAGACGAGUUUUUUUGGGUGAGCUGGAAUGCUAACACGGAGGAGGCUGGUGAUUUUCAGCCUGUCGGACGCACGAAUUGAAUCAUCUAGUGUCAAAGCGACUGAGGAAGGGCAGGAUUGGGUCACAGGCUGAUGUAUCAGAUCAGACUUGCAUAUUUAGGAUUGCUUAAGCUUCAGACCUUAUAGGGUUGCCACUUUAAUGAAUUCUGUGUAUAAAGGUUAGGUGUAAUAAGCCCCCUCAUCUGCCUACACUGUAAAAAUUGAUUAUGUAGAACAAAAUAAACAGA
Molecule: messenger RNA, 2226 nt
Organism: Paralichthys olivaceus (Japanese flounder)
Lineage: Eukaryota; Metazoa; Chordata; Actinopteri; Pleuronectiformes; Paralichthyidae
Gene: tmem130
Product: transmembrane protein 130
Cellular component (GO): plasma membrane
Source: RefSeq, a predicted model, not a curated record